Messenger RNA from Xyrauchen texanus (razorback sucker), 1795 nucleotides. Its product is annotated as calcium/calmodulin-dependent protein kinase kinase 1-like. The record is from RefSeq and is a predicted model, not a curated record. The transcript is spliced from 6 exons. Bases 190 to 630 code for a protein of 146 amino acids. NCBI's taxonomy places the organism in Eukaryota, Metazoa, Chordata, Actinopteri, Cypriniformes, Catostomidae.
UAAUAAAUGUUGUAAAAGUAUUGUUCUUUGUUAGUUCAUGUUAACUAAUGUUAACAAAUGGAACCUUAUUGUAAAGUGUUACUAAAAUUAGAAUAUGGUUCAUACCAAAUGCAAAUCUAUUAAUAUUCUUUUGUGCAGUGUCCGUUUUAUGAUGAAUGCUUCUUAGGCUUGUGUGAUAAAAUAAGGACCAUGCCAGUGGAGUUCCUGUACAAGCCAGUGAUCAGUGAGGGCCCCAAGGAACUCAUUACCAGAAUGCUGGAUAAAAUCGCUGAAACUAGAAUCACCAUUCCAGAAAUAAAGUUGCACCCAUGGGUCACGUGUGAUGGCACUGAUCUCUUGCCCCUGGAAGAGGAGCACUGUACCAUGGUGGAGGUAACAGAAGAGGAGGUGCAGAACUCUGUGAAACUCGUUCCCAGCCUGUCUACUAUGAUACUGGUGAAAUCCAUGUUGAGAAAGCGUUCCUUCAGUAACCCGUUUGAGUGUCCAAGACACAGGCAGGGCAGGUCCAUGUCUGCUCCUGGAGGUCUGACAUUGGAUAAGUCAAUGUUUCGAUCUCUAAGCAGAGGGAGUAAUAGUGUCGGGAGCAGAGGAGAACUGGAGAACCUUAUUGAGGAUGAAACUUUCACUUGAAUUUGCAAAUGCCUGGAGAAAAAUGGUCCAAUUUUGUGAUUGACAAUUUCAUGCCCUUUUACAUAUUAAAUGCUAGAUACUGUAGGUAUGACAUGAUCUAAGAAAAAGCUUUAAGGAACCCUGUAAAGUAACAUGCGGUGUCUGACACAGUAAUCUGCAUUUAAAAAAAGCAUUUAAAAAAAAUCUGCAUUUAAAAAAAGCAUUUAAAGGGAUAGUUCACCCAAAAAUGAAAAUUCUCUCAUCAUUUACUUACCCUCAUGUCAUCCAGAUGUGCAUGAUUUUCAUUCUUUAAUAUUUAAGUACUGAAUACGAACACUGAUUUUUAGAAGAAUAUCUCAGCUCUGUAGGUCCAUACAAUGCAAGUGAAUUGUGGCCAAAACUUAAAAAAAGCACAUAAAGGCAGCAUAAACGUAAUCAAUAUAACUCCAAUGGUUAAAUCCAUGUCUUCUGAAGUGAUAUGAUAGGCGUGGAUGAGGAAAAAUAUCAAUAUUUAAGUACUUUUUACUAUAAAUGUCCACUUUCACAUUCACAUUCUUCUUUUGUUUUUGUAUUCUUCAUACAUAUUGCCACCUACUGGGCAGGGAGGAGAAUGUAUAGUAAAAAAGGACUUAAAUAUUGAUUUGUUUCUCACCCACACUUAUCAUAUCAUUUCUGAAGACAUGAAUUUAACCACUGGAGUCUUAUGGAUUGCUUUUAUGCUGCCUUUAUGUGCUUUUGGAGCUUCAGAUUUUUGGUACCCAUUCACCUCUUAUACUGACAUAAGAUCUCCCUCAGAGACUUCAAAUAUCUAUGAGUGUUCAGUACUGUUAAUUGGAUGAGUCUUCAGAAAUGCAUCUUCAGAUAGAAUUACAGAACCCAUCAUGUUAGAUAGAGAUAACAGUUACUUAUAUUAAAGUUAAUUAUGACAGGCAUUACAUGUGUUUUAUAUGUCACAAGUCAUUUGUUUCUCAGUAUAAUGUUCAGCUGACAUAUGAAAGUGAUAUAUAGACUACAUGGGCCAUUAGUACAAUGCAAAAACAAAUGUGUUUAAUCAAACUAAUGGCACAGCCUGGAAUUUGUUGUUUGAAAAACAAUGUACCUACUAGGUUCAUGUUUUGUGCAUGAAAGUAUAUUAAUGACAAAUGUCUUUGAAACAACAAAAAACUGAAUUGCACAAAUUGAAAAA